Messenger RNA from Closterium sp. Yama58-4, 1668 nucleotides. NCBI's taxonomy places the organism in Eukaryota, Viridiplantae, Streptophyta, Zygnematophyceae, Desmidiales, Closteriaceae. The record is from the annotation of a GenBank genome assembly.
AUGAGCAAUACAGGGGUAGUUGGUUCCGCGUCGCUGACUCCAGGGAUGCACUUUCCCCAUUUCAGGGAUGCUCUACUCGGAGAUAAGCCACGCGUCCAACCUCUUGGAGGCACGCGCGCAAGGGACCAUUUUACGACGAGAAUGGCGACCACCGGCGCCCGCGGCGACGUUGUUCGCGGCGCGGCGAGGCAGAACCUCCAUCACCAUCUCUCGCUCCUCUUCGCGUUCAUUCUCGUCUUCUCCUCGUCCCACCAUCUCUCCGCAAAAUUCGCUGACGCGGCUGCCCUGCCUGAGCUCUCGUCCUACUCCAGCAUGGCGCUGCUAGAUCCGCGCUUCGAGCUCUAUUGGAGCACCAACACGAGCGACGCGACCAUUCACAUGGCGGCGCGGGCGCAGACGGCGGGAUGGCUCGCAAUUGGCCUUUCCGAAUCCGGCGGAAUGUUCGGCUCUGAUGUGGUGGUGGCGUGGGUGGCGGAGCGCGAGGGGCGUGUGUACGCGACGGACCGCUUCGUCUUCAACAAGACUGGGGAAGGCGUCGCGUUGGACGAGCAGCAGGACUGGCGUGUGCUGGGCGGCAGCCAGACCACCGACCAAUCCACGGGCGACACGUGGACCACCGUGCACGUGUGGCGCCAGCUGGACACUGGCGACUGCAACGACCGCCCCAUCACAGCUGGCGCGCUCUCAUUCGUCAUCUGGGCCAUGGGCACGACUGACGAGCUCGCCUAUCACAGCGCGACACGUGGCGCCACCUCGCUCGUCCUGCUGCCCGCGCCUGGCCCCUCCAUCCUCGACCCUACCACCCCUCCCACCACCACCACCCAAUCCGCUGAUGCCAGCUGGCCCGCCAUCACGUCAGCAGGCAAGCUCGCUGCGUACGCCCAGGGGCAGGCGAACGGGCAGAAGAACGGGCAGGCGAAGGGGCAAGGCAUGGCGAUGGGCGGUGAUGGGCGGUUCAAUCUGACGAUGGUGAACCACCGCGUUUCUACCAACUACACUACCUACAUGUGCAAGGUGCGUCGACUUCUGAGGCGCCUCAAAAACCACCGACACUCUGUGUGCCCACCGACACUCUGUGUGCCCACCGUGUUUCCACCUACAUGUGCAAGGUGCGUCCCUCCCUCCCUCAGGCCCUCACCCCACUUCUCCCUCUUCUCCCUCUUCUCCCUCUCUUCACUCUCCUCCCUCCCCUCCCCCCUCUCAUGCUCCUCCCACUUCCCCCUCCUCUCGUCCCCCUCCUCUUGCUCCCCUCUCAUCUCCUGCCUUGCUUCCCUCUCAUCUCCUGCCUUGCUUCCCUCUCAUCUCCUGCCUUGCUUCCCUCUCAUCUCCUGCCUUGCUUCCCUCUCAUCUCCUGCCUUGCUCCCCUCUCAUCUCCUGCCUUGCUUCCCUCUCAUCUCCUGCCUUGUUUCCCUCUCAUCUCCUGCCUUGCUUCCCUCUCAUCUCCUGCCUUGCUUCCCUCUCAUCUCCUGCCUUGCUCCCCUCUCAUCUCCUGCCUUGCUUCCCUCUCAUCUCCUGCCUUGUUUCCCUCUCAUCUCCUGCCUUGCUUCCCUCUCAUCUCCUGCCUUGCUUCCCUCUCAUCUCCUGCCUUGCUUCCCUCUCAUCUCCUGCCUUGCUUCCCUCUCAUCUCCUGCCUUGCUUCCCUCUCAUCUCCUGCCUUGCUUGUCGUGA